Rhagoletis zephyria (snowberry fruit fly) is the source of this 485-nucleotide messenger RNA. RefSeq names its product presenilin enhancer, gamma-secretase subunit (gene pen-2). The record is from RefSeq and is a predicted model, not a curated record. Gene Ontology annotation, biological process: Notch receptor processing. NCBI's taxonomy places the organism in Eukaryota, Metazoa, Arthropoda, Insecta, Diptera, Tephritidae. Gene Ontology annotation, cellular component: gamma-secretase complex.
UGUUUUUACCAGCUGGCCAUUGCCAUCAUUCGAAUUCGAAGUGAUUCGAAGAUUUAUUUAUUUGAUUGUGUAUUUUUUAACAAGUAUCGUCGCAAGAAUAUGGACAUUUCCAAAGCAACGAACGAAAGAAAAUUGCAGUUGUGCCAAAAUUACUUCAGAGCUGGAUGGGCUUUUUUGCCAUUUGUUUGGGCCAUCAACGUGUGCUGGUUUUUCAACGAAGCAUUCCGAAAACCUGAAUAUCCUGAACAAGCGAAGAUAAAGCGAUAUGUUAUUUUAUCGCUGAUAGGCGCACUCAUUUGGGUCGCAAUCAUUAUUAGUUGGAUUAUAGUAUUCCAAACAAAGCGUGCAGAAUGGGGAGCAAUGGCAGAUUAUAUGAGUUUUAUUAUUCCAUUGGGAAGGGCCUAAAACCAAAGUAUACCAUAUUUAAGCGACAUUUUAAUUUUAAAAUUUAAAUAAAGAAAUCAUAGGUAAAACUCUGAAAUAAA